Messenger RNA from Glycine soja, 2123 nucleotides. Its product is annotated as pentatricopeptide repeat-containing protein At1g62910-like. The transcript has 3 exons. Lineage: Eukaryota; Viridiplantae; Streptophyta; Magnoliopsida; Fabales; Fabaceae. Bases 121 to 1698 code for a protein of 525 amino acids. Gene Ontology annotation, molecular function: protein binding. The record is from RefSeq and is a predicted model, not a curated record.
ACACAGCAAGACUCUCACUGAUAUAAUACAGACCCUGCUCUGUUCUGUUUUGUUCUGUUUCGGACUUUUCCUUACAACACACACUCCCAUUUCCAUGAGUCUCGUGUCUCCUUCUCCACCAUGAUGCUGAAUCCCACCACCCUUUUCCCCUCCCUUCUUUUUCUCCUUCUCUUCACCCGCUUCUACUCUCACUCCCCGCGCAAAACCCUCCCCAAAACCCCCACCUUCGACGACGCCGUUUCCACCUUCCACCGCAUGCUCCAUCUCCACCCUCCGCCCUCCAUCGUUUCCCUCAACAAGCUUCUCUCAUCAAUCAUGAAGACAAAGCACUACCCCACCGUGGUUUCCCUCUGUUCCCACUUAGACUCAAAGGGCACCCCAAAACCCUCCCUCGUCACUCUAAGCAUCUUCAUCAACUCCCUCACCCACUUGGGCCAAAUGGGCCUUGCCUUCUCCGUCAUGGCCAAAAUCGUCAAAAGGGGUUUUGGGGUUGACCCUUUUACCCUCACUACCCUCAUGAAGGGUUUGUGCCUCAAAGGUCGAACCUUUGAGGCACUCAACUUGUAUGACCAUGCUGUGUCCAAAGGGUUCUCCUUUGAUGAGGUUUGUUAUGGGACUUUGAUAAAUGGGUUGUGCAAAAUGGGCAAAACAAGGGAUGCUAUUGAGUUGUUGAGGAAAAUGGAGAAGGGUGGAGUUAGGCCUAAUUUGAUAAUGUACAAUAUGGUUGUUGAUGGUUUGUGCAAGGAGGGACUUGUGACUGAGGCUUGUGGUUUGUGUUCAGAGAUGGUUGGCAAAGGAAUUUGUAUUGAUGUUUUCACUUACAAUUCUUUGAUUCAUGGUUUUUGUGGGGCUGGUCAGUUUCAGGGAGCAGUUAGGUUGUUGAAUGAGAUGGUAAUGAAAGAGGAUGUUCGGCCGGAUGUUUAUACGUUCAAUAUAUUGGUUGAUGCGUUGUGUAAGUUGGGGAUGGUGGCGGAGGCAAGGAAUGUGUUUGGUUUGAUGAUUAAGAGAGGAUUGGAGCCUGAUGUUGUUAGUUGCAAUGCUUUGAUGAAUGGUUGGUGUUUGAGGGGUUGUGUGAGUGAAGCCAAAGAGGUGUUUGAUAGAAUGGUUGAAAGAGGAAAGUUGCCGAAUGUUAUUAGCUAUAGUACAUUGAUUAAUGGGUAUUGUAAGAUUAAAAUGGUGGAUGAGGCCUUGAGGCUGUUGACAGAAAUGCAUCAGAGGAAUUUGGUUCCAGAUACUGUGACUUAUAAUUGUCUUCUGGAUGGUUUGUCGAAAUCAGGGAGAGUUUUGUAUGAGUGGGACCUGGUUGAGGCAAUGCGUGCAAGUGGUCAAGCACCGGAUUUGAUAACUUACAACGUGUUGUUAGAUGAUUAUCUCAAACGUGAGUGUCUUGACAAGGCACUUGCGUUGUUUCAGCACAUUGUUGACACGGGGAUUUCUCCAAACAUACGCACGUACAACAUACUUAUAGAUGGUCUUUGUAAAGGUGGAAGAAUGAAGGCUGCAAAAGAGAUUUUUCAACUUCUUUCUGUGAAAGGCUGUCGUCCAAAUAUCCGGACUUAUAACAUUAUGAUCAAUGGGCUCCGUAGAGAGGGAUUGUUAGAUGAAGCAGAGGCCUUACUUUUGGAAAUGGUGGAUGAUGGUUUCCCUCCUAAUGCUGUAACUUUUGAUCCCUUGGUUCGUGCUCUACUAGAAAAAUAAUAGGAAUUGUUAGGACCAUGGAGUUUCUUCAUGAAACAGUUGAUGGGAAGCUUUGACUCUGGGAAAAUGAUCUGACAAGACAAUCAGGAUUAAAUGGCAUGUGUUUGUUGUCAUCCCAAGAUCCAAGGGUACUCCACAUAUUUCCCUUGACUGCAUAAGUCAGGAAUUGAGUUUCUGCAGCAUUUUGAUAUCCAAGCUAUUGAAAUCUGCUAAAUAAUUGAUCGUCUGAAGGCAGCAGAUGUGUGUUGUUCUUGUGUAAUUCACAAUCUGAUUUGUAGUUCACUUCACUGUCCUCAAAGUUAGGUUCCAAAUCAGGUGUUAUUUGUGUUGUCAGAAGGUGUUGCAAAAAUCAAUCACUAUGGACCUUUUAGUUGGACAAUUGUUAAAUGUAUUCUUUUUAUUGUUAAUAAAUACCCUUUCUUUUU